Molecule: messenger RNA, 279 nt
Organism: Strongylus vulgaris
Lineage: Eukaryota; Metazoa; Nematoda; Chromadorea; Rhabditida; Strongylidae
Source: the annotation of a GenBank genome assembly
GCCUACAAAGUGUUAGGAUCUACAGGGCAGUUUGGAUUCAUCACAUCAAUGAGCGAGCAUUUCUGUGCGACAUGUAAUCGUUUGCGCAUAACCGCCGAUGGAAAUCUGAAGGUUUGUCUCCAUGGCAAUGCAGAAGUGAGUAUGCGAGAACUUCUGCGAAGCGGUGCUUCGGAGAAGGAGAUUUCCGAAGUGAUACAGAAGGCGGUGUGGCGCAAAAAGAAACAACAUGCGGGUAAGCAGAACGAAUUUUUGUCAAAUAGUCCAUCUAAGGAUGAUUAA